Messenger RNA from Xiphias gladius (swordfish), 6638 nucleotides. It is a transcript of the gene znfx1, whose product is annotated as zinc finger, NFX1-type containing 1. Gene Ontology annotation, cellular component: nucleus; nuclear RNA-directed RNA polymerase complex. Gene Ontology annotation, biological process: regulatory ncRNA-mediated heterochromatin formation. Bases 198 to 5975 code for a protein of 1925 amino acids. Gene Ontology annotation, molecular function: helicase activity; zinc ion binding. The transcript has 19 exons. The record is from RefSeq and is a predicted model, not a curated record. Lineage: Eukaryota; Metazoa; Chordata; Actinopteri; Istiophoriformes; Xiphiidae.
CUUCCCCGAACCGAGCAGUCAGUGCGUCGAAGCAGCUGUGGCGGACGGAGCGAGACUACCGGGGUACGGGCGCUGCGAUAACAGCCCACAGGCCCGCUUCCUCUCCUUAAUGUAGCUGGAAAUACCCGCGUCAAGUGGAUUUCAGUCUGCGAACCAACCAACCAGCCUAAAUUUCAACAACUAACACACGCAAGACCAUGGAAAGACUGACUUUAAUAAAUGGGAGAAGAGGACCUAAUAAUGGUAAUGAUACUGGCCAAAAUGAGAACACACAUGGAGGCGCAGAGGGAGACAGGGUGGGAGAACAAGAGGGCAGAAGAAGAGCACAGCUAGAAAGGGGGGAGACAGAUGGAGGUGAAGGGAUCCGUUGGAGAGGCAGAGGAGGAGGAGGAGGAGCAGCAGAUGCAGGAAGAGGUGGGAGACUGAGAGGAGGAGGGAGAGGGAGAGGUGGAAAUAGAGGAGAAGGUGCAGAUGAAAGAGAAGGAGCAAGAUGGGGGAUGGCAGAAAUUGGUGUAAGGAGAGGAGGAUAUAGUAUGGAUAGAAGAGGAGGUAGAGGGGGUGAGAGAAGAAAUGGUUCGAGAGACAGACAAGACUGGAAUGGAGGGAGAUCAGAUUCUACAGGCAGAGUUGGGGCACCACAGGGCCGUCGCCUGGGCUAUAAAACGCUAGAGGAACUCUCUGAAAAAGACCCGUCUGUGGUGGCCAUUACCCUCUCCUCUAACCCUGCCUUACAAGAGGUCCUGCGUGACACGAAAAUGAGGCAGGACCUGGUGGAACUCCUCUGCUUGGUGCUGAGUAAAGCCUUCAAAUCCCGGACAGACAGAGGCUCUCUGCAGCACUUGGCUGGGAUGAUAAAAGAUUCAGGCUUCUUCCACACCAUCCUGCCCCACUAUCUGGUGGGCAUGGUGUCAGAGUUCAACCCUCUCCGCAGGGCUCAGUAUCCUCAGCAUCUGGAAAACAUCCUGGCUAUUCUCUCAGAGGUGCUCAGUGUCUUCCCUGCUAGCUCCGUUCAGGCAGUGACUUUGCAACUGACGCUGAUCCAAGCCUCCAUUAACAGCCUGAGGGCAUCGGGAGUGGACAUCCAGCAUCAAAUGGAGGAGGCUUUGGAGGGUCUUCAGGGCCUAGUCCGGCACCUCCAGGAGAGAUCCAGGGAGGGAACCCUGCGCUCAGACAGGGACACCUAUGCACUCCUACCCAGCGGUGGCAAUAACCCAGGUGAAGAAGAGCAGGAAAAUUUCAGGACCAUACCCAUCUUCCCAACUCCUGAGGAGUUCCAGCAGGACCACAGGCCCUUCCUUAGACCCAACCUCACCUCGCAGCGCUACACGAACACCCACCUCUACCUUGACACGCACUUCCGGCUGUUGAGAGAGGACUUUGUGCGGCCGCUCCGUGAGGGGAUCCAGCAGUUGCUCCGGAACCAGAUGGACAUAGGAAGGACUGAUAACCCACUGAGGAAAAAACGCUUUGAUGAUAUCCUAGUAUAUUUUGACACACAACUGGUGGUGCCGAAGUGCACGCAGACUGGCCUUGCCUACAUAGUCCAGUUUGACAUUCAGCCACUUAAGUUUGUGCACUGGCAGAAUUCCAAGAGGCUGCUCUAUGGUUCCCUGGUCUGUCUGUCCUGUGAUAAUUUUGAGAGCUUCCUGUUUGCCACCGUGUCAGAUCGGGACCCCAAAGACCUGCAGAAGGGACAGGUCCAGAUUACCUUUACUGAAGAAAGCAGAUUCAAGUUGGCCAGCAUUCAGAAAGAUCAAUUGUUCCUCAUGGUGGAGACCACAGCCUACUUUGAGGCCUAUCGGUAUGUCCUAGAGGGCCUACAGGACCAGCAGGAGGACAACCUGCCCUUCCAGAGGUACAUUGUGGAGUGCAGCACAGAUGUGCAACCCCCAGCUUAUCUCCAAAGAGGAGAUAUGUAUAACCUGUCAUCUAUUGCUGAACCUGACUAUAAGGAAAGCAUGCAGCCCUUUCACAGCCUGGAGGCAGAGGCCUGGCCGAGAAUGGAGGAGUUGGGGCUGGAUGAGUCUCAGAUGAAAGCCUUGAAGCUGGCCCUCACGAAGGAGCUGGCCAUCAUACAGGGACCUCCUGGCACCGGAAAAACCUACGUUGGUCUUAAGAUUGCGCAGGCUCUGUUGACCAAUCAGGAUCUUUGGGGAGAUGAAUCUGGCAAUUGUCCAAUACUGGUAGUGUGUUACACUAACCAUGCCCUGGAUCAGUUCCUUGAGGGUAUUCAUACAUUUCUGAAAGAGGGCAUUGUAAGAGUAGGAGGCCGCAGCAACAGUGAGAUCCUGAAGCGUUUCAGUCUAAGGGAGCUGACCCACGCACAUAACUUCAGAAGUACGCUGCCAUCUCACCUGCGUGUUGCAUAUAAUGAGAUUUACAAGCAGCUGUGUCAGGAGGAGAGGGAGAUCGAGAAUCAGAGUAUGAAGCUGGAGUGUUCUCUGAAAGGCAUCCUGCGUGAAAACUACUUACAGAAGUUCAUUUCAUACAGACAUUGGAGCAGUCUGCACCUACCACCUAUGCAGGAUGGUUUCGUGACCUGGAGUGACAAGAAGCCCAGUCUGAUUAUGGAUUGGUUGGGUUUGGGUUCCCCCAUCUUCCUGCAGAGGGAGACAGAGAACGCAAAUAGAAAUGAAGAUAUAGCAGCAGAGGAAGCGAUGGAGUUGGAUGAAGAGGACCUCAUUGAAAUAGCAGAGGAGGCAGAUCUGAUCCAGGCAGAGCGGAUUAUUGAAGACGACAUUGGUCCCCGAGGUGGUAGAGAUGGCAGAAAGAGGGGAAACACGGAGAGGGCUGUCAGAGUAGUGGAAGGAUUGAUGCUGGCUAUGAACCUGGAUAAAGCUGAAACCGAGGCUGAGCAGAGCGAGGAAGGAUGGGAGAUACAACGGGACCAGAAGAAAAAGAUGAAGAACAAAAUCAGAAAAGAGCUGGGGAAGAGUUCAGCUAUGACUGAAGAAGAAGCAGAUAGCAUUUUUGAUGUUUGGACCCUCAGUCGGCCAGACAGAUGGAGGCUCUAUCGGUUGUGGGUGGCACACUACAGGGCAGAGCUUCGCAACAAAGCCCUAGAGUCUGAGCAGGCCUAUCAGAAAGCGGUGGACAGAUUGACUGAUGUAAAACGACGUGAGAGCCUCUGUCUCCUCAAGGAAGCCACGGUUAUUGGCAUGACAACAACAGGGGCAGCGAAGUUCCGUACAGCUCUGCAGGAAGUGCGUCCACGUCUGGUGAUUGUAGAAGAGGCUGCAGAGGUUCUCGAGGCCCACACCAUCACUACACUGAGCCAAGCAUGCCAACACCUCAUCCUCAUCGGAGACCACCAGCAGCUGCACCCCAGUGCCACCGUAUAUGAACUUGCUAAGAACUUCAACCUGGAUAUGUCCAUGUUUGAAAGGCUGGUGAAGAUGGGACUUCCUUUUGUCAGGCUCAACUACCAGCAUCGUAUGAGGCCAGAAAUUGCCCGUCUUCUGACCCCACACAUCUACACAGAGCUGGAAAACCAUCCCUCUGUGUUUGACUAUGACAACGUCAUGGGCCUUAAUACCAAUUUAUUCUUUGUGGAGCACAACCACCCAGAAGAAGAGAUCAAAGAUGGGAGAAGCCAUCAGAACCAGCAUGAGGCCAUGUUUGUAGUCGCUCUCUGCCGCUAUCUUCUCUUUCAGGGCUACAAACCAGAGCAAAUUACCAUCCUUACGACCUAUACUGGCCAGCUCUACUGUCUGCGUAAACUUAUGCCUGCCAGCCAGUUCUCUGGGGUCAAAGUGCAUGUAGUAGACAAGUACCAGGGAGAAGAGAAUGACAUUGUUUUGUUGUCUCUGGUCCGCAGCAACAUGCAGGGUAAAGUUGGCUUUUUGAACAUCCCCAAUCGCGUCUGUGUAGCCUUGUCACGUGCCAAGAAAGGUCUCUACUGUGUGGGCAACAGUGCAUUACUGGGCCAAAUCAAACUGUGGAGCAACAUCUUACACACUUUGAGGGAGAACAACCAGGCUGGGAAGGCUCUGACCCUGUGCUGUCAGAAUCAUCCAAAUCGACAGAUAAAAGCGUCUUGUGCUGAAGACUUCAAACAAGCCCCUGAGGGUGGCUGCACUCAGCCCUGCCAGUUCCGUUUGGAUUGUGGCCAUGUUUGCUCAAGAGUCUGCCACCCCUACGACCCUGAGCACAAAGAGUACAAGUGUGGCAAGGAGUGCCAUAAGAUUUUAUGUGAUCAGGGACACAGGUGCACACUUGUGUGCCAUAGAGCAUGCCCAAAGAAAUGUCCAGUGAAGGUUGAGAAGAUCAUACCGAAGUGUCAACACACACAGAUGGUUCCUUGCCACCAGGACCCAAAUACAUUUGCAUGCCAGGAGCCUUGCCAGAAAGUUCUCAGGUGUGGACAUCCAUGUGAUUCAAUCUGCGGGGAACCAUGCAUAAGUAAGUGCAAGGUGAAGGUCACUUUAGAGCUAAAGUGCGGCCAUGUCCAGCAAGAUGCUUGCUUUUACAAAACAAAGAUAGAGGAACUUGAAUGUAAGACCCCAUGUGAUCAUCAGCUAAAAUGCGGCCAUACCUGUCACGGCGACUGUGGGAAGUGUUAUCAGGGACGCUUCCAUUUCCCAUGUUUUCACCAGUGUGAGCGUCUCCUAAUUUGCUCUCACAAGUGCAGGGAGCCUUGCACUCGUGAUUGCCCCCCCUGUCAGAGACCAUGUGAGAAUUGCUGCAUCCACAGUAGAUGUAUGAAGCCAUGUGGGCAGCCCUGUGCUCCAUGCAUUGAGCCCUGCGCCUGGCAGUGCCCUCACCAAAGAUGCAGUAAGCUUUGCCAUGAGUCAUGCGAUCGUCCACCAUGCAUCCAACCUUGUGCCAAGAUCCUGGAUUGCGGCCACCCGUGCAUAGGUCUGUGUGGAGACAAAUGUCCAAGCAAAUGUCGCAUUUGUAAUCACAAUGAGGUCACAGAGAUUUUCUUUGGAACUGAGGAUGACCCUGAGGCUCACUUUAUUCAGCUAGAGGACUGUGGACAUAUAAUUGAAUUCACAGCCAUGGAUAAGUACAUGGGGAUGGAUGAAAAUCAGCAGGCAAAUGAAGAAGAUGUGGCCAUAACACUAAAGGAAUGUCCCAAGUGUCGAACUCCAAUCCGCAAGAAUCUACGCUAUGGAUCUCACAUCAAUCGCAGGCUGGCCGAGAUAGAGAUGGUAAAGGUGAAGAUAAAUGGACAUCAGGCAGAUUUUGAAAAGCACAGGAAGGCUCUUCAAGAAAAGUGGAAGGAAAACAUUGACAUGUUUGAAAUGCAUCAGCAAGACGAAUAUUUGCAAAUCAAUGACAAACUGGAACAGCGCUAUCUCACGGCAAACGACCUGUGGAUCCUGGAAAACAAGAUGGAUUUCCUGAUAAGAGUUGCAAAGCUACUAAAGAUUAAAAGAGAAGACAUGACAUUCUUGCGAGGCUACAAGUUUAAGAGGAAUGUUGCAGAGUUUGUGCUCUGGCUCAAUAACCAAUACCAAAAAUUCACGGACCAGCAGGUCUUUGAUUUGCAGAGACAGUUACGGAGACUCACCUUCCUCGCUGAACUCAACGUCCGUUGUCAUAAGGCAGACAAGAGAGGUGAAAGUGAUGUAAUUCAGUCCGAGGUAAACACAAUAAAAGAAAUUUUGGAAAAGUCUGGCCAAUUCACUGAGCAGGAUGAACAAAGAGUGAAAGAAACCAUGAAUGAGCUGAACCAAAAGUUUCCACUCACAGGUUUGGGGAUCAGUGAGGAGGAGAGAGAGAUGAUCAUCUCAGCUAUGAAAAUGCCUCCUGGACACUGGCACAAAUGUCCUAAUGGCCAUGUCUAUCUUAUAACAGAGUGUGGAGGGGCUAUGGAGAGUCGACAGUGCCCUGAUUGUGAUGCUACCAUUGGUGGGGGCAGUCACAGACUGGCAAGUGGCAACGAAGUCGCCUCAGAGAUGGAUGGGGCACAGCAUCCCGCUUGGUCUGAAGGCAACAACCUUCUAAAUUUUGAUCAACUUGACCUCUGAAAGCCAUUUGUGGCAGUAGUUGCCAUUUCAACCCAAACUAUUGGCUGCAGAACCUAUGAAAGGCAACCGAUUAUGUUUUACUGUAAUAACCACUUUAAUUCAUGCUGGGCAAGGAGAGAUCGCCACAAACGUUACUGUACUCAGUGUAAUUAAAGGGAGAUAAUGUAGCUGUCUAUUACACUUUUAGGCAAUCAAGUCACUCUGCUUGAGAAAAUAAUUUUCUUGCAUGAAACUGACUUUUGAAAGUAAUAGCAAUACUCAUUGAUACUUUCACAUCAACAGAUAUCCACUUUGCCACUUUCUAUCAUAAAUUUAUGUCACACUGUUGUGACUUUUAGUUAAUUGACGUUUUAAUAUUUGGUAUUCCAGGCUUAGUGUAUAGUAUUUUUUUUUUUUUUUUUUAAUGCUUUGCUGCAGAAAUCAUGUAUUGAGGAUCUGCAACAAGUCACAGAGUAAGUGACGGAUGAAAGCUUCUAAUGCUAAACUUACUAAAUGAUUUGUCAAGUAUUAACUGUAACUCUGAUAUGUUCAAGACUCAUUGUGUAAAUAAUAGUUGUCUUGUACCUUAACAAUAGAUGGCAGUAAAACACUGUAAAAGAAUACACAGAGAAAUGACUUGAUUUUUCAUCAUGCUUGCAACCUGCUCAUAUGCAAUUAAAAACA